GACCACGCGUCGCCUUCCAAGGGCGAUGCAGCCGCAGGGCUCUGUUGCUGCAACAUCACGGCGAAUCAGUCGGGGCAGGAGAAGCUUGUCUGCCAGCGCACAGCGGGUGUGGGACAUCUGACAAGCCUGAUGCUGGUCUCCCACUGCCCCGCAAGCACGACGCACGUGGGCAAUGUCCUGCCGGGAGUGACUCGGGUUGGCCGCUGGGGCCAUUGCCACGUCUCGAUGGCCCUCGGUCCACCUGCAUCGCCCUGCAAAG
This is a messenger RNA of Symbiodinium sp. CCMP2456, 259 nucleotides long. The record is from the annotation of a GenBank genome assembly. NCBI's taxonomy places the organism in Eukaryota, Dinophyceae, Suessiales, Symbiodiniaceae.